Messenger RNA from Arvicola amphibius (Eurasian water vole), 4674 nucleotides. RefSeq names its product retrotransposon Gag like 1 (gene Rtl1). The transcript has a single exon. NCBI's taxonomy places the organism in Eukaryota, Metazoa, Chordata, Mammalia, Rodentia, Cricetidae. The record is from RefSeq and is a predicted model, not a curated record. Bases 1 to 4674 code for a protein of 1557 amino acids.
AUGAUGGAACCCUCUGAAGACUCAUUUGAGACGAUGAUGGAGCUUAAGAAUCCAUCAUCAAAACAAAUGGAGUCCUCCGAGGGCUCAUCCAACACCGUUGAGGAGACACCAGGAAGCAGCGGGGCACAGGCGCAGGCAGGGGCGGGCUCAGACAGUGGCCCAGUCCAGGAGGGAGAAGAGCCCCCCAGUGGCCCAGUCCAGGAGGGAGAAGAGCCACCCAGUGGCCCUGUCCAGGAGGGAGAAGAGCCACCCAGUGGCCCUGUCCAGGAGGGAGAAGAGCCACCCAGUGGCCCUGUCCAGGAAGGAGAAGAACCACCCAGUGGCCCCAUCCAGGAGGGAGGAGAGCCAUUCAGUGGCCCCGUCGAGGAGGGAGAAGAACCACCCAGUGGCCCUGUCCAGGUGGGAGAAGAACCAUUCAGUGGCCCUGUCGAGGAGGGAGAAGAACCACCCAAUGGCCCUGUCCAGGAGGGAGAAGAGCCACCCAGUGGCCCUGUCCAGGAAGGAGAAGAACCACCCAGUGGCCACAUCCAGAAGGGAGGAGAGCCAUUCAGUGGCCCCGUCGAGGAGGGAGAAGAACCACCCAGUGGCCCUGUCCAGGAGGGAGAAGAGCCACCCAGUGGCCCUGUCCAGGAAGGAGAAGAACCACCCAGUGGCCCCAUCCAGGAGGGAGAAGAGCCAUUCAGUGGCCCCGUCGAGGAGGGAGAAGAGCCACCCAGUAGCCCUGUCCAGGAGGGAGAAGAGCCAUUCAGUGGCCCUGUCGAGGAGGGAGAAGAACCACCCAGUGGCCCCAUCAAGGAGGGAGAAGAGCCCCCCAGUGGCCCCGUUGAGGAGGGAGAAGAGCCCCCCAGUGGCCCCGUUGAGGAAAUGCAAGAGCUGUCCACUGAAACGGAGUCGUCAUUCAGUGACUCAUAUGAGGAAAGCGAGGAUUCAUACAGUGACCAAGACCUGGAGGGGACCUACUACAGUUCAGAUCCACUCAGUGGGGCUACCGAUGGCAUAGAUUCCAUGUCAGGCAACUAUUAUGGGACCCAGCUAGAUGACGACACUGACCUGGAAAGUGGGGAGCUGGACAGCGAGGCUCAGUCCAGGAGCUCUCCCGAGGAAGUCGUGGCCACUAUGGGGACCAUCAUCUCCAUGUUCCUCCGAAUGCAAGAUGUCAGACAACAGCAGAUAGUGACGGAGGAGAUUUUGACGCAAGCCAUCGAGGAUGGCCAGCUGCCAACCAUCAGGCGCUUCUCUGGAGAUCGAAGAGAUUACCAUGAGUUCAUUGUGCUCUGCCAGAUGACCAUGCAGAGCCACGCAUCAAUGUUCUCCAAUGACUUCCUGCGAGUUAAGUUUGUCAUGCGCCAUAUGUCUGGCCUAGCCUUGGAGUGGGCCAACGCCCUGGUAGAGCAGAACAGCCCCCUGAUAAAUGACUUCGCGGGCUUCCUGGAAGCCAUGUCAGAAAAGUUCGAGUACCGGCAGACGCUACGUGUGGCAGAAGACGCCAUGUUCAAAAUCAGGCAGGGACACCGCAGCGUCGCCGAUUACAUCAAUGAGUUCCAGAGUCUGAUACCCACCUUGGGCUGGCCAGAUGAAGUCCUGCAGGCCCACCUGUGCCAUGGGCUCAAUGAAGACAUCAGGCACUAUCUGUUCAGGAUCCCUCAGCCGGAUUCCCUGGAGAACCUGAUGGUGGUUGUCCUGCAAAUUGAAGAAAAGCUGGCAGAGAGGAGAGCAGUGCUCAGGCUGCCCCCGGAGGCCCGCCCAAGGAACAUGACCUGGAUCGACUCACCUGCCCCAGAGAAGUGGCGGGUAAGCAGCUGGCUGUCCCAUACGUACCAUCCAGAUAUCGACCGUGCCCACAUCUUCCUGCUGCUCAUGGUGAGGGUAAGCCCCUACCACAGUGUCGCAGUACAGGCUCUGGUGGACUCUGGAGCAGAAGGGAACUACAUGGAUGAGAGGUUUGCCCAAGAGCACUACGUGGAGCUCUACGAGAAACCCUAUCCACAGGCAAUCCAAACCGUGGAUGGCUCCCUGAUUGGCAAUGAACCCAUCUGGCUGUACACUGAACCCCUGAUGUGCAUCCAACAGAACCAUUAUGAGUACAUUGAAUUUGACAUCGUACCUUCGCCCCACUUCUCUGUGGUCUUAGGCAUCAAGUGGCUCCGAACCCACGCACCUGACGUUGACUGGACCAGAGGCCGUUGCACCUUCCACUCUCCCUACUGCCUGAAGAAUUGCUUCCACCCACCCGCACCAUGCAUCGCACUGGAGAAAUACAGCAUGAGCCUGCUACCCGGAUUGCCGCACCCGUACUCAGACCUGGCCGACGUGUUUAACCCGAGGGAAGCAGAUGAUGAGACUUCCGACCAGCCAAGCUCAGACGGAUCCGAUGAUCUUUCUGAAUCAGAGCCCUCUGAGCUUCAGCAGGCUGGAGACAGUGAUCGAAACGACGUCUUUUAUGAGUGUCCUUCCAGGGUGCCUUGGGUAUCUGUGGCAGCCAGGAUGCAAGAAAAAGCCAGGCAGCAAGAGGAAUACUGGAUUUUGUGCGACAUGCUGAUGGAAAGACAGGACUACAUACAGAUGAUGCCAGAACUCUUUGACCAAUUACAUGGAGCUGCAUGGUUCACAAAACUGGAGCUGCGUAGGGACAUUCAGGGAACCGAUGAGACCUACAGCGUCUCACGCACAGAGGACACAUGGAGAGCAACAUUUGGUUUGACCGUUCACCAGAUGAGAUGCUACCGGCCCUUCACAAUGUGCUCUUUUGCCGACGAAUCUGAUAAUGAGAUUCACUUUAUCCUAAAAGACAUCCUAGGCUUCUACGUGAUUUGCCGUGGCAAAGAAGUCCUGAUCUACUCAAUGACCCAGGAGGAGCACUUCGAGCAUGUCCGCCAAGUUCUGCUUCGCUUUCGCUAUAACAGAGUCUACUGCUCACUGGACAAAAGCCAGUUCCAUCGCCACACUGCAGAAAUCAUGGGCUUCGCACUAUCCCCCAAAGGGGUGAAACUCAACAAGACCCUCAUGAAUCUCAUUACAGGGUGCCCUGUCCCUGGCAACAGGAGGUGCCUGCAAGCCGUUAUCGAACUCAUGUAUCCCUACCGCCACUUCGUGGAGCACUUCGCCGUCAUCGCAGAUCCCCUGGUGAGGCAGCUGCUAAGUUCCCAGCCCUUCUACUGGGGAGAAGAGGAGCAGGAGGCUUUCGAAUGCCUGAAGAGGGCCUUCCGCAAGGCUCCCAUCCUCUACCACCCCAAGCCUCACAACCCAUUCUACUUGGAAACAGGCAUCACUGGGACAUUCCUGUAUGCCUCCCUGAUCCAAACUGAUGAAGAAACUGGCAAGAAAGCUACCUGCGCUUUCUACUCACGAAAACUCUCCCCAAUGGAGGUGGAUUACCCUCAAGUGGAGAUGAGGAUCCUUCCGAUUCGGGCUUCCUUCAUGGUGUGGUGCCGCUACCUGGAGAACACCGAGGAGCCCAUCAUGAUCCUUCUCAACACAGAGGAUCUAGCCUCUCUGAAUAAUGACAGGCUCACCGUACUUCUCCCCGGGCAUUGGGUCUUCUUCUUCUCUCACUUCCAUUUUGAUGUAAUGGAGUUGCCUGAUCAAGACGACACCCGAGCCCUGUCCCAUAGGAGAAGUCGAAAUCAGAGAGGCUCCAGGGGCAGGUAUCUGCGGCCACUGCUGCUGCUUGCCUUGAGGAGAGGUCAAAGGGUCUCAUCCUCUGAGUCCGAGUCCGAGGACAGUGAAGAUGAGUCAGAUCAAGAGUCAGCGGAGUUGAAUCGGCAGAGCCUGGUGCAGGAGCUACUGUCCACCAUCCCGAUAGAGCAGAUCCUCAACAGCUUUCUGGCCCACUUGAAUAUGGCCCAGGUCCGGGCCUUCGUCCUCAACUUCUUCUAUUGCCUGCUCCGCUGGAAGAGUGUCGUGAGUGUGGCAGCUCUCCUGGUGAUAAUGAGGGUGAAGCAGCAACAAGUCUCUCCUCUGCCUGCCCCGUCUCUGGAGGUGGACUAUCCUCCGCCCCGACACACACUCCGACUCAUCCUGGACUCGAGCCUCAUUGCAGGUAGCGGUAUGGUCACAGCUCUCAUUCAGUUGUUCAACCAGAUGCCCCCUCUUCUGGGUGGCCACAGCAUUCCAGCUCGACAGUUGGCGGAAAUGUUCCUGUGGCCCAGGUGCUGGCAGCGGAAUGCUCUGCAUUCCCAGCCCCCACGGGGCCUGCGAUUCACCCCUGGGUUCUGGUUCACCCUGUGUCAGUUCUUCGGGAUCAGAGCCAACCCAGAGGAUGACGUCUUCCCUGCCCCGCACGAGCGCCGAUACUUGGAGCUGCACGUCGUUGGUGAUGAAGAUGUCGUCUUGCGAGAAGCCCUGCAAGACGACCUGCAACGUUACCGUCAGUGUGGCCUGCAUGACGGCCUGCAAGACACCUCGCAGGACGCGCAGGACAACGACGUGCAAGAAGCCCUGCUUGGCGACCAAGAAGCGGUCACCUUCCGCCCACGAGAUCUGUUGGACCCAGAGGUCCUAGAUUUCCUCAGCAACCGCCUACUCUACAUUCUGGGUGCCGAUGGCCGACUUACUCUGAUCAGCAGAGAUGAAGUGGCCCAGGCCCUCACACGAUUCCUGAUCAUGGCCUCCAGAAUAAGACCGCCUCCUCCACCCAGCAACACACUAUCUUCAUCAGAUGAUGAACUUGACUGA